AUGCAAUUCAACACUAUCAUCACGACAAUCUGCCUCGCUCUUAUCAGCGGCACCGUCACAGCCGAAAGCACACCCGUCAAUAUCCCAACGCCCGCAGUGACUCCUCCCUCUCAAUCGGCAUCGCCCUCUUUCACCCGCUCAAUCCAGGCGGCAGCGUCUCGCUCUGCCACACCCACAGUCCAGCCAACACACCCGUAUCUCAAGAGGACGGCUGCCACUGCUGCCUCGUCUGUGCAUGUAUCAUCGACUCCAGUUGCACCUUCGGGAUUUAAAACCUCUGCGAUGCCGGCCGCUAGUUCAGCCGGGAUCGCGGACAUUCUGGGUGGUUUGUUGAAUUUGCCUCUGCAAUAG
This is a messenger RNA of Penicillium subrubescens, 351 nucleotides long. RefSeq lists its product as uncharacterized. Lineage: Eukaryota; Fungi; Ascomycota; Eurotiomycetes; Eurotiales; Aspergillaceae. The transcript has a single exon. The record is from RefSeq and is a predicted model, not a curated record. The coding region runs from base 1 to 351 and encodes 116 amino acids.